This is a messenger RNA of Clavispora lusitaniae ATCC 42720, 1020 nucleotides long. RefSeq names its product peptidylprolyl isomerase. Gene Ontology annotation, biological process: mitotic spindle organization. The record is from RefSeq and is a predicted model, not a curated record. Gene Ontology annotation, cellular component: protein phosphatase type 2A complex; cytoplasm; nucleus. Gene Ontology annotation, molecular function: protein tyrosine phosphatase activator activity; peptidyl-prolyl cis-trans isomerase activity. NCBI's taxonomy places the organism in Eukaryota, Fungi, Ascomycota, Pichiomycetes, Serinales, Metschnikowiaceae.
AUGAAACCACAGAAACGCAUUCUCCUGCGCGAGGAUCUCGAUAUAUGGACCCAGUCCCUGCAGCAUGCGGCCCUUCUUUCGUUCGUGCAAGACCUCCAGGAUUCCGUAUUUGGAGUUGCCAACGACGCCAAAGUCGCCGUUUCCGCUCCAGUCGCCUCUAUUGCCGCUGCUAUCGACCGCGUGGACCAGAUUAUAGACGCCAACCCCGUUGUGCGCGACAAAAACGUGUCCCGGUUCGGAAAACCCGAGUUCCGGGGCUUUUACGACCAGGUCAGCGCCGAAGCACCGCUGUUGAUGGCGGCAGUGGCCCCGGACCACGCUGAGGAGCUUGGCUGCUAUUUUGCCGAGUCCUGGGGGGACCGCACGCGUAUUGAUUACGGGUCUGGGCACGAACUCAACCUCUUGUGCCUUUUCUACUGCUUGAAAGAGAUUGGCGUUCUUAAACCGUCUGACUACCAAGCACUCAUCAUUGUGGUGUUCAACAAGUACAUGGCCGUGAUGCGGCGCCUCCAAAAAACAUAUUGGCUUGAACCCGCAGGUUCGCACGGUGUUUGGGGCUUGGACGAUUACCAUUUUCUUCCAUUUCUCUUUGGGUCGGCACAGUUGGCGCCCCACCCUCAUAUGAAACCCAAACUGGUCCACAAUCGCGAGUUGGUCGAGACGUAUUGGCGCCAGUACAUGUAUUUGGAGUGCAUCCAUUUCAUCAACAGCAUUAAAACCGUUCCGGGCCACGAAGAAGCAAGUCUUCGGUGGCACCUGCCCAUGCUUGACGAUAUUCUGGCUGCAAAAACGUGGGGCAAAAUCAGGGACGGUAUGGUGAAAAUGUACGCUGCUGAAGUGCUUGCAAAGUUGCCUAUCGUGCAACACAUGAUGUUUGGGUCGAUUUUGACCGCGCCCGAAGGCGUGGGCCAGCAUGCUCCUGAGCCUGGGUGUCUGCAUAACACAUGGGGCGAUUGUUGCGGCAUCAAGGUUCCUAGUGCUGUGGCUGCGUCGAUGUCUCGACCUAUGCCCUUUGAUUAG